This is a messenger RNA of Spirometra erinaceieuropaei, 6824 nucleotides long. Lineage: Eukaryota; Metazoa; Platyhelminthes; Cestoda; Diphyllobothriidea; Diphyllobothriidae. The record is from the annotation of a GenBank genome assembly.
AUGACUCUGGUCCUGCCUAGCGCCCUGUCAGCACCGCCUGUGAAGGGGCCAUGCAUUGGCAGGUAUAUUAUCCGGAACAGUUUGAUACCUGAUUCGAUGUUAUGUUGAUACCUUUGAGUGUGACUUACCACUGAAUAUUGGGUGCUCCUUAUCUAUGUUCAACUUUUUAAACCAAUUCUGUCUGAUAGGUAGGAGAUAAGCUUUUUGAAAUGGACUAUUCUCUCAUGAGGAAAGAAUUGUCGACGGUUUCAUAGGAAACAGAACUGCAUGAUGGAGCAAACGACAAUUGAAAAACCUUUGGUUCUUUACUGAAAGAAAUUGUUUAUUCCAACUGUCCUCUCAGAAGAAAGACAAUCACAAACGGCCCGGAGUGGAUGAAUUUGAAUUUACAGGCGUCUUUCAAAAAAGCAGCCUCCUUUUGAGGCGUUAUAGGCUAACCGGCUCCCAAUAGUACUUAUGGAAAUUGUUGGGAAUGCCUACACUCCCAAAAACAAGAGCCAGCCAAUUACGGGAGGCCACGUGCGUUUUCUCUACUGUGCUGUCAUCUUAAUCGUGGCGCCUCUCCAUUGGCUUUUCCUCACGGGCGUGAUCGAUCUGCAUAUUCAAAUUAUCGACCGGUUUGUCUGGAAUGUUCUUCCUGAAGGGCACUGGGCCGAAUGCCGGCGAAGCACAGCAGGGCGAUAUAAAUAUGCGUUACUUCCAGUUAUUUUUGACUUGAUAUUUCCUAAUAAACGAGGCGGAGUUUGUCUUAUCUACAUCAAAACUACCAUUGAGCAAAGUGGUAUUGAUGUCCCAACCGAAACCUUUUCUGGAGAAGCGUGUUUUGCCACAAUAAAAUCUCAUGCCCAGGAAAACAUACUAGUCGGAUGCCUCUACUCCCCUCCAGAAUGUAGUAGUGAUGACACAAGCCCCAACCUCUUAAUAAGCAAUAUAUCUAACAUAAAAACUGAAUAUAAGAUAAUUACAGGCGACCUAAACCGCCCAGAAAUAGACUGGGUCGACUUAUCAGCACCUACCAGGCACGAAGAAUUCUUGUCUUCAAUUAUCUUUAAUAACUGGACACAGAUAGUUGACAAACCCACCCGAGGAAACAAUAUACUAGACGUUAUUUUCACCAACGAGAUCUGGCCCCUCUAUAUGCACUACGACUGCGCAACCUUUGAAAGUGACCACAAAGCUAUAAUAUCAACACUCCCCUUAAACGCAAAACUAGCACCCCAUUUUGGUAACACCCGCCUAAACCCAAAAAAACUUGACGAGGACUCCAUGAACAACUAUAUUAGAUCAUUGGACUGGAGUCCNAAAGAUAAAGAAGAGCAAUGCACAAAAUCUAGAAUUUCUGGCGAUUUACAGACCACCAAAUCUUCUGAGUGCAGCUGAUGAGUCGCUCCUUGGUUUAGUCAAAGACGUAGCUAGCCACCAAGAGGUACUUAUUGCUGGGGAUUUCAACGCACCUGCAAUAGAGUGGGAAACUAUGGCAGUUAAUGGUGGACCAGCCUCUUUCAGCAAUAAGCUACUGGACCUCACACUCGAUCUCCCUCUGGCGCAACAUGUGAAGGUACCAACAAGAUUUCGAGAGAACCAGAGAGCAAAUUGUCUAGACCUAGUUUUCACUAAGGACUUCUCUAAUAUCGACGAAGUGUAUUCCAAUGCACCUCUCGGGAAAAGUGACCAUACCACGCUAUUAUGGGAUUACUCGCUCUUCUCUAAACGCCAGAAGAGAACAGAGGGCCAACCUAAUAUAUGGAAGGCAGAUUUUAAUAUGAUGAAGAACGAAUUGCUGUCCGUGAAUUGGGACCAAAUAUUCAGGGGAGAUCCGGAGGACGACUGGAGAUCUUUUAAAACGAUUUCACUCGAUCUGAUUAGGCGCUGUUGUCCACCUAAAGUACAAAAAACAACUAGUCGACCUGCUUGGUUAACUAGGGACCUAAAUAAGCAGCUACGGAAGAAAAGCAAAAGAUGGAAAAUAUUCAGGGAAACUGCGUCACCAGCGCAUUUCGAAGAAUUUCGUCGUCAACGAAACGCCGUCAAAAAAUGUAUCCGUCAGGCACGGAAGGAGUAUGAAUCCAAAAUUAUACGACAGGCUGAACAGAAGCCUAAGAUUUUAUUUCACUAUCUGAACAGUAGACUGAAAAAUAAGGACCCGGUCGCGGUGCUGAAGGAUGAUAAUGGUGUAGAGAUCAUUGAGAACAACGAGAAAGCCGAACACUUAGGACAGUAUUUUGCCUCCGUUUUUACUAGAGAAACAGAGUUUCGCUGUCGCAGUGCCGGCAAUGCUCUUGAGACUGUUGGUCCCGUGCUUGACUCCAUACUCUUCCCGGCAGCUGCCGUGGAAAGGGAGCUGAAAAAUCUCAAAGAAGCAAAGUCCUCGGGUCCGGACAAUAUACCGGCCAAAUUCUUGAAGGAACUGGCGAAUGAACUUUCCAAACCACUGGCGCACAUCUUCCGCUCGUCAUUCGAAUUAGGGAGGUUGCCAUCGGAAUGGAAGACAGCAAAUAUCUUUCCGAUAUACAAGGGCGGGGCUCGCACUAAUGCUAACAAUUACCGGCCUGUUAGUCUAACCUGCAUCUGCUGUAAAAUAAUGGAGGCCAUAGUUAAGAAAGCAACUAUGGAGUUCCUGGAGCAGGGCCAUUUAAUCUCAGACCUGCAGCACGGCUUUAGACAGAACCGCUCGUGUCUUUCCAGUUUAUUGCUCUCGACGGAGCAGUGGACUCGCGCACUGGAUGAGGAUGGGAGGGUUGAUGUCAUAUACACAGACUUUAAGAAGGCGUUCGACAGCGUCCCACACAAACGCCUAAUCUACAAACUUUCUGAAAUUGGGAUAAGAGGAACGCUGCUGACAUGGAUAACAGAUUUUCUUACCGGGAGAUCGCAAACCGUGUGCAUUGAGGCCUCAAGGUCAACUCCUACUCCCGUUCUAAAUGGUGUACCCCAGGGCUCCGUCUUAGGGCCGUUGCUAUUCCUGGUUUACAUUAACGACUGCGUCGACGACCUGGGAUGCAGCGCCAUCAUGUUUGCUGACGAUGUUAAGCUGUGGAGACCCAUCAGAUCUGAUGCAGACAGGUACGCGCUUCAAGACAGUCUCAACCGCCUAAACAGUUGGUCAGCUCGAUGGCUCCUCAAUUUUAAUGUAGAAAAAUGUGUGGUCCUGAGACUCCGCACCAGACGGACCAGUAAGGAGGACGAUUCCUUUCAAUAUGUCCUUGGUGGUCAGCCCCUUUCAAAUGUUGUGGAAGAGAAAGACCUGGGAGUCCUAAUGACCUCCUCGCUGAAACCAUCUUCACAGUGUCAAAGGGCAGCCAAAAGUGCGACAAGGGUGUUAUUUGCGCUGAGGCGAGGAUUUGUGCAGAUCGACAAGGAGCUGUUCGGAAAAACCUAUGGGGCAUUCGUCCGGUAUCACUUACAGUAUGCAGUCCAGGCCUGGCGACCGUGGUUAAAGAAAGAUUAUCAACGACUGGAAAGAGUACAGGCGAUGGCUACGAAGAUGGUCAAGAAUCUUCAUCAUUCGCCUUACGAAACCAGGCUGACCGAACUAAAUCUGUUUCCUCUAAAUUACAGACAACUGCGCGGCGAUCUCAUUCAAACCUACAGGAUUGUCAGAAGCCGAGAGUGUGCCCUAGACUUUGAUGAAUUUUUUGAAUUGGCCCGGACUGACUGUCUGCGUGGUCAUCCCUUCAAACUGCAAAGGAAGCGGGCUCAUUCGGACGUCCGACGGAACGCGUUCUCUCACAGGGUCAUCAGGGCAUGGAAUGGACUCCCUGAUGCCGUCGUUCUUUCCGAAAGUGUCAAAUCCUUUAAGUGCAGACUAGACGCUCACUUGUUGAGAACCUACUGUACAUUCAAUAAUGAUUGUUUUAGCGGCGGCGGUUUGCGCCUAGGUCACAAUUACCGCUAACUUCUUAACUUUUCGCAUUUGCUGAUGUAAUUUAUGACUUUAUUUCUGUUUAUCGAUAUGAAUAGGGAGCUCAAGGGCGAAAGCCUCAUUCCCUUAAUAAACUGACUUAAACUGACUUAAAAGUCCCCCAACGUCCUCGACAGCUGCCAAUCAAUCAUAUGACAUUGUAGGAAUAUUGGUCGACUUCCUAGUAUGAUUUAACAAAGUUCUACGUUGGUGUAACAUAACCUUAGGAUAGCCUUUAGGCAAAACAGAUUGGUUGGGAUUUGUCGAAAGUUAUGAUAAUAUUACUUCGUUAAGGGUUUAAAGUGUCUAUUGUGUCAGCUGAUGAGGAUGGACAGAAGAGAAAAGAAGGGAUGUCUCCUUUUACGCAAUGUGUACUAAUGCUGCUACCUAUCCUAUAUUGAAAGGCUUUCCUCUUUUGGCUAUGAUCUGGUGUUACUGAAGUGACUGGCAUAGUCAGAAACCGUUUAAACCAAAAACCAUAUUAAAGCAUUGACUUGAAAAAUGCCCUAUCUCAUUCAAAAGUAAAUGUGAAUUGCUAUUUAAAAGGUGUUUAUCGGUUUUCAUUUGUAAACUCUAAUAGGUUUCGGCUUCUUUUAAUUGAACUUGGGAGGACAUUUUAUGUAGUCGUAAAUCUUAUGGAAUAAAAGUUUAAUCGUCGGGACUUUUAGAAUUUGAGGAUGCCUACAGUAUGUUCAUUAUUUCUAGUGUUUCUGGGAACGUUUUGGUUUGUUAGGUGUUGGGAGCGCCUACACUUCCAAGAACAAGAGCCAGCCAAUCACGGGAGGCCACGUGCGUUUUCUCUACUGCGCUGUCAUCUUAAUCGUGGCGCCUCUCCAUUGGCUUUUCCUCACGGGCGUGAUCGAUCUGCAUAUUCGAAUUAUCGACCGGUUUGUCUGGAAUGUUCUUCCUGAAGGGCAUUGGGCCGAACGCCGGCGAAGCACCGUAAGGCGUUAUAAAUACGCGUUACUUCCAGUUCAUUUUGACUUGCAAUUUCCUAAUACACAUUUUCGUGGCCGGUCGCGUUCUCCUUCUCUGCCGCGUUGGUAUUGGGGACAAGGGUCGAGUGCGCAUACGCUCCACAGGAUUUCACGCACCAGGCGGUUCAUAACAAAUUGGCGACGCAGUUUUUCAACUACAAUGGCUGACGAGUACGCAGACUUGAAGCUGAUGUUGCAGCAGCAGCUGAAGCCAAUGGAAGCACUUACCGUUAAGCUGUCCAACUCGUCCAUGGGUCAUUCAAGUGCGGCUGGUGGUUCGCAAUCUGUUGAUCACAUUGCCGGCAGCAUCACGGAAUUCUUGUAUGACCCGCAGGCCCAUAUCACUUUUGAUUCCUGAUACAAACGAUACGAGGACUUGUUCUCUGUCGAUCUGGCUGCCCAGGACGAUGCAUGGAAGGUUCGACUCCUACUUCGCAAACUGGGUCCGGCUGAACACGAGCGUUAUGCCACCUUCAUCCUUCCCAAGAAUCCCCGAGAAGUCGCUUUCAAGGACACGGUUGAGACGUUGUCGCAGAUUUUUGGUGAUCAAUCAUCCCUUUUCAACACUCGAUUUCAGUGCCUGCAACUGUGCAAACGCGAUUCCGAUGAUUUCAUCACGUAUGCGAGCAUUGGCAAUUUUGAAUGCGGGCGUUUCCAACCCGGUUCUCUCACUAAAGACCAGUUUAAAUGUCUUAUGUUUAUCUGCGGCCUCCAGUCCCCCAAGGAUGCUGAUAUCCGGACACGUCUCCUGUCCAAAGUGCAGCAGAACAACUCAAUCACACUCCAAGAGCUGGCAGCAGAGUGCCAAAUGCAGAUCAAUCUCAAGCACGACUCUGCAAUGGUUCAGAACCCUGCCUCAUCUUUCUCGGUCCAUUCGGUCACAUCGACCAAAUCGCGGCUCAAACAAGUGUCCAAGGCGAGAUCUCCGCCAUCCCCUUGUCGGCACUGUGGCGCGUGGCAUUUCCACCGCCAGCAUCGCUGACAAAUCUUUAAUCAGGUGGGACACCGUGAUGGGUUUUGCAAAUCAGUACCAACUUCUGGAGGCAAGCCGACCCCCGCCAUUGCUAAUUCCAGGCAUCGUUUCCGGCCAAAACGCAAGUCCAAACUCCAGUCCGUUGGUAAUUCUCUGAGCCCCUUGGCCGCUUUCCAGCUCAAUGCGUCUGGUCGUAGAAAAUUUGUUGAUGUCUUGCUCAAUGGCCAUGCAGUUCGUCUACAGUUGGACACUGCCUCAGAUAUCACCAUCAUCUCUGAGAGACUCUGGCAGUCCCUUGGCAGCCCCACAACGCAGCAGACUUCCAGUCCGCCACAAGCGCGUGCGGUAGUCUCUUCAGCUAAUUGGGCAACUGCAAUGCUGUGUCUCGUUCCGCGGUACCAACAUCACUGCGAUCUGCUACAUCACCAAGUCUGAUCUAAACCUACUUGGUCUCGACUGGAUUGAACAACUUGAGUUGGCCGAUAUGCCGCUCCGCGUUGUUUGCAGUCAGGUGCAGAUUCCCGCUGUGCUUGCAGACCAAGCCAAGUACAUUCUCCAACGCUUUCCUCCAGUGUUCCAAGACGGCCUGGGUCGUUGCACAUACACUCAAGCCGUGCUACAUCUGUCUCCUGGAAGUCAACCAGUCUUCCGUCCAAAGCGACCAGUCCCAUAUGCAGCCCUACCACUUGUCGAGGCUGAACUGAAGCGUCUAGAGGAAUUGGGAGUUCUGGUUCCUGUAUCCUACUCCGCCUGGGCCGCUCCAAUCGUUGUGGUUAAGAAGCCCAUUGGCUCGGUCCGCAUUUGUGCUGACUUCUCCACCGGUCUCAAUGCCGCGCUGACGCCGAACUGUUAUCCAUUACCGGUUCCGUCUGAUCUUUUCACCCUGCUAAAUGGUGGCACUUGCUUUGCCAAGUUGGAUCUCGCUGAUGCGUAUCUGCAGAUCGAGGUCGUCCAGAGUCGCGCGAAUUGUUGA